AUGGAGAAAGAAAUAAAACCCGAAGAACUAAUUCCAUUAGUUCACGAAAGAGCAGUCCUUUGGGAUAAAACUUUAAAUGACUACAAAAAUAAUAAUCUGAAACUAUUGGCCUGGCGCGAAAUUUGUACCAUACUAAUACCUAAUUUUGAAAACAUGGAAGAAAAAGAAAGACAACAUUUCGAAGAAUUGGAAACCGAAAUGACAUAUACAUCGAUCCAAGAUAACAAAGUUAUACCAAAAGGCAUCACUGCAGCGAAUGAACACAGCACCCACGUAGCGUUCGUAGCGUUCGACAAUUUCGACCGCUUCGUUGACACAACUUCUGGAAAGGACACAAUGCACGACACAGUUGGAAUUAUUUAUCAAUUCUCUAGUGAUGGAACUGAUAAUUUUGAUGAUGGUGAAGCUACAACUUCAUCAGCGUCUCAAGUAAAUGACAACGAAAAUGGAGAAGGACCUACCCGCAAGAGAAGGCGUUUCAAUGAAAUAUCACGAGAAAUUCGGCCAUAUUAUUCUAAACCUAAGGCAAGUAUGCAGCUGAUUACUGUAGAUUCGUUUACCAAUACAACGGAGUUAUGCAAAGGUGCUACGGAAAUAGCAUCAGAUAAAGAUUUAUUAUAUGUCGUUGUCAAGAAUUGA
Messenger RNA from Parnassius apollo (apollo), 639 nucleotides. Lineage: Eukaryota; Metazoa; Arthropoda; Insecta; Lepidoptera; Papilionidae. The record is from the annotation of a GenBank genome assembly.